UAUGGACGUUAUAAAAACCCUGCAAUGAAAAAGUGAUCUUAUCGCUGUUUUGACAGAUUGGGAAAUAAAUCCGUUCAUCAAAAGGUAUCGAAUAGCGGGGCAGUGGGAAAAGUAGAUUCCUUCGAGAAGCUGGCCUUGUAUGCACACGGUCCACUACACAAGUUAUUUCAGUCUCCUUGUCAACUAAAAAGGCGUUCAAAUAUUCAGUCAAAUGUCAGUGUAAUUUGUUUAGUUAUGUAAUGUUGAAGUAGUUCCGUGCACAACAAAACUUGUUUAAUAUAUCGAGUUCUGUCUUACAUUUUAUUCUAUGCGAAGAUUUUACUUCGGGAAAAUGGCAAUGGCGACUGCAAACACUUUCCAGUCAUUAUCUGUAAGUAAGAAAUGCAUCUAUCAUCCUGUUAAUUCUUGUUCGAAGCUAUUUUCUCCGCACAACAGCCCCCAGAAAUCCUUGCAUUUCUUUCAAAAAAAUGCAUUUACAUCACUAUUAUCAUUUUCCCAAAACCUGAGAAAAUCUGUGUACCCUACAUUAUUAAAUCCCCCAAGGGCAAUAGGAACAUCUCAAUCCUCUGAUGCUCCUGAGCAAAGGGUUUUUCAUGGAGAAUGUUUUGUAGUAUACGAUAACAUAGACACUGACCAAAUCAUCCCGGCAGAAUAUUUAACCCUAGUUCCCUCCAAACCAGAGGAAUAUGAAAAACUGGGCAGUUAUGCCUUUAUCGGGCUUCCUGAUGAUAAGUAUAAGAAGAAAUUCAUUGAGAAGGGCCAGGCUAAGACAAAAUAUCCUAUUGUUAUUGCUGGCGAUAAUUUUGGAUGUGGGUCUUCUAGGGAACAUGCCCCUGUGGCACUUGGGGCAGCAGGAGUGAAGGCUGUUUUGGCAGAGUCCUAUGCUAGAAUAUUCUUCAGGAAUUGUGUGGCUACUGGUGAGUUGUACCCGGUGGAGACUGAGUGCAGGGUUUGUGAAGAAUGCGAGACUGGUCACAUUGUCACUGUGGAGAUUGACGGAAAUAAGCUUAUCAACCAUACCACCGAAAAGGAGUACGCUCUGAAGCCUAUUGGUGAUGCUGGGCCUGUGAUUGAGGCUGGUGGUGUUUUCGCAUAUGCAAGAAAGACUGGGAUGAUUGCUAGUUCUCCAUCAGCUUGAACUGGGUGUGGCUGUUUUUAUGUGCAGGUCCUUGAAGGUACCGGUAAACGUUUUUCAAUCUUCUAUAUGUUGUUGAAGGAUUGAUGCAUAGUUCCAGUUUACUAUUUCAGCUCAUGGUUUUGAGCAGCCUUCUCUUGACUCGGAUGGAAUUUAUAUCAAUUUUGUGCAUAGAGGCACAUUAGGGUUAUUAUGGUUAAUUAAUAAUUAGAAAUAUCAGGAAUUGCAGCUGAAACACCAUACCUUUGGUAUGUGCCAAUGGUUUUGCUUAAGCAGUUCCGUAGCUACAUAUUAUUAUAGUGGGGGAAAUGAGGGUUAUCUUUUCCAUAUCAUGUCCAUGAUUAGCCUUUCUCCUCUAGAGUGAGGUGGGGCAAAGAAUAUUCAAUUUUAAUUUGUCCUUGCCUCUGUUUUCUAUUUAAUUCCUGGGGAUUUGUAUGCUUUAUAGUGAAUAUUUUAUCUUUUUAUAUAAGAACUCUGUUGGUAACUUGGUAUA
Messenger RNA from Cryptomeria japonica (Japanese cedar), 1628 nucleotides. Its product is annotated as 3-isopropylmalate dehydratase small subunit 1-like. Gene Ontology annotation, molecular function: hydro-lyase activity. Lineage: Eukaryota; Viridiplantae; Streptophyta; Pinopsida; Cupressales; Cupressaceae. The coding region runs from base 308 to 1138 and encodes 276 amino acids. The transcript is spliced from 2 exons. The record is from RefSeq and is a predicted model, not a curated record.